Molecule: messenger RNA, 3975 nt
Organism: Chaetomium globosum CBS 148.51
Lineage: Eukaryota; Fungi; Ascomycota; Sordariomycetes; Sordariales; Chaetomiaceae
Exons: 5
Coding region: 1-3975 (1324 amino acids)
Biological process (GO): arachidonate metabolic process
Cellular component (GO): membrane
Molecular function (GO): ADP binding; protein binding
Source: RefSeq, a predicted model, not a curated record
AUGGUCCAGAUCAAGGAGUCUUGCCGUCUUGAAACCAUUCCCAAGCCCUGUGACUACUUCCAUAUGAUUGGAGGCACUAGUACCGGAGGCUUAAUUGCGAUUAUGCUCGGAAGGCUCCGCAUGUCGACAGAGGAGGCUCUACGGGAAUACGACGAGUGUUCCCAAAAGAUCUUCUCCUCGAGCAACAAGAAGUGGACCACUGCCACUGAGAAGUACAAGGCCACUGCUCUCAAGAUGGUCGUCGAGGAUCUCGUCCGGCGGCGCAACAUGGGCGAAUACCUCCGAGACGCAUCCCUUACUCACGAUUCCAAAGGGCAAUGUUUUGUCUGUGUCAUGCCCGCCGAGAAAAUUGGCGAACCUCGCCGGCUCCGGUCCUUUAGCACUCACGACACUGACCGUGACGGUUUUACUGUCAAGAUAUGGGAGGCCGCACGCGCUACCACCGCUGCUUCCGUCUAUUUCAAGCCCAUGACUGUCAAGGUUGGGCCGAGCGCCGAGGAAUUCAUAGAUGCCGCUAUAGGCUGCAACAAUCCCGUCAUCUACCUUCUCCAGGAAGCGGCGGCUCAUAUUGGGAAAGGCCGGCGGCUUGGUUGUCUCAUCAGCAUCGGAACAGGAACAAGGGUAGUUAGGAUUGGGAGGGCAUCGACGGGUAUGAAGAACGUUGGGCAAGCACUGAAAUUUGUGAAAGAACUGAUUGGGACACUAAAAAACACUGCAACCGAUGGCGAAGACGCGCAUCGCCAGGUCCAGGAAAAGUUGGGCGACUACACGAACGCAUACUUCCGCUUCAAUGUUCCCGAUGUCGCCGACAAGGUUGGGCUGGACAAGUAUCUCCAGAUUGGUACUCUUAAGGUUGCAACGGCGGCUUACUUGGCCCAACCUCUUGUUGCUGCUCAGAUCCUGAACGCGGCCGACGGCCUGGGCCGUAACUCAUCCGAGCAUGGACUAACUCUUGGCCACGCCGCCGGCAUCGAUAAAGACCAAGUCAUCUUGACUACGCAUGAAGCUCGGUCGUUGGGUGACAUCAACCGCUUCUUCAUGGCGAGGGAUGACAUAUUGGCCAAGCUGGACAAUUGCUUCUUCUUACGAGAUACCAAAGGCAAACCUCGACGGGAGUUCCUCUUGCAUGGCAUGGGUGGAGUGGGCAAAACCCAGAUUGCCUUAAAGGCCGCUGACGAUCUCGAGGAGAGAUUCACCCAAACAAGGGCCAUUCCGUCAGGAACCAUCGACGAGAUGAAAGAUGUGGCGCUGGAAUGGAUAGGAAAGCUGUCUGAAGAGUGGCUCAUCAUCUAUGACAAUCUCCCCGACAACGGCCGCCUAGCGCCAACUCUUCCACGCCGGAACACGGGCAACAUCAUCUAUACUUCGCGAUCCCAGGGGUUUCUGGCGGACCUCCCUGCAGAGUGCGUGUACGAGGUCAACUCAUUCUCUGAAGAGGACGCAGUCGAGCUGCUCCUGAAGAUCGCAGGCAACGAAAAAUUUCGAACAAACGAGGAGGAAAUGAAAGCGCUGCGGGCUAGUGUGGUCGAAGUCGGUGGUCUGCCCCUCGCCAUCGAGGCUAUGGGGUCAGUUCUGAGAAAAGGGGAUUUCACCCCCCUCACGUACCUACAGAGAUUCCGCAACCAGCAAAAUAGGCCCGAGUUACUUAGUAAACAAAAUGAUGACGGCUCUUUACCGGCUCGUCCGGCACUGUAUACCGCGCUCGACCUCUCCUAUGACGCCCUCAUCAGCCUCCGGAGGCGCGAGGGGCGCGGCGUUAUGGGCACUGCCGCGCAUAGCGCUCUGACGGCGUUGAACCUGCUCUGUUUCUACCACAAUGAGGAGAUCCCAGUCAGCAUGAUCGAGCGCUCAGCCGAGGAGCGGCAAAGAUGGGGCAGUAAUGGGGUCUACCCCCUUUCAAAACUUACCGACGAUCCGUUUAUGGAUGCGACUAACCUGUUCACAUGCAAGUACCCCAGCAAGAAAUGGGAUGCUCUCCAUUUCAACUUGGGCGUGCAGAUCCUCCAACAAUUUUCCCUCGUCAAGCAUUCACGGAAGAGAGACACUGUCUCGAUGCAUGUCAUGGUGCAAGCCUGGGCCCAAGAUAGGAUGGCCAAAGAGACGAGGAAACGGCUAGCCCAUGCUGCCAGGGCCAUCCUUAUUGAGUCAAUAAAGCCGGGCUGGAAUAGGUUGGACCAGGCAUUUCUGCGGUUCCUACCUCCUCACUUGAACGCUUGCAUGGCCCACGAGGCCGAAUCCGUCGGCUAUCACCACCAAUACGAGGCUCACCUGGAUUUCAAGCUGGGAUGGUACUAUUACCAACAGAAGCAGUUCUCUCUUGCCGUGGAUCACUUACAGAGAAUGCUGCCUGUAUGGAAAUGCAACACCGGUGGCUACAGCCAGACGGCAACUUUCGGUCUCUCGCUCUUAGCAAACGUCUACCACGAAAUGGGCCGCAUCGGCGACGCGGAGGCAGCGUAUCUGGAACUGAUUGAGAUGUUGGACAUGCGCAAAGACGACCUGCUGGGCGAGUACAUGGAGCGGGAGGAGCGGAUGGAGCGAACAAAGAAGGAUCUGAAAAGGCAAGCUAGGUAUCAGAGGGCAGCCCGCCUUCUCUUGUUCAAGUCAACCGACCAGAGUAUCACAGACGACAGAGACCAGAUCCUUAGCACACCAGACGCGGAGGAUUCCGUUGUGAAGCGUGAUAACGCACUCCCGCCGGUAUUUAAGACGCUAGAGCAGAGCAUGGAAAAAGUCGACGCUGCCACCGCUCGGGAACCCAAGGGGGAAUCCCUACUGGAGUGGAACGACGAGGUGGGCCGUACCUAUGCAGAGCUAGCAAGCAUGCUGUUUGACUCAGGAAGACACAAAGAUGGCAAAGAAUAUCUCAGAAUGGCCAUCGAAACAGUCAAGAAGUACGCCGAUGAGCACGAUUUUCAGGUCUGGUCCUGGGAGGACGAACUCAUCCGCCGCUCGGGGGGUGCAGAUCUGCCCCAUUGGCUCCAACGCUACAAGGACCUCCGGGCCCUGCCACCUGAUAUCUACGGGAAGUUCCCAGGGCACGAAUACGCCUUUGUGCUGUCGGUUGGUCUAGGGCAAUCAUAUCUAGGGGCGGGCGACCUCAAAGGGGCCUAUGAGGUCUACGCGAGUGAGCUCAAACGAGCCCCGCUGUUGUACGGGCCCAGCGAUCCCAAGACGCUUUACCUGAUGCGCGCCAUGGCCGAGACUGCUUCCCACCGCGGUUUGUUUGAAGAGGCAAACCAGUUUGCCAGGAAGGCGGUGGAGCUGGCCAAGGUUGCGUAUGGGCAAUGGCACUACGAAACUGCCAGGUCCCUGAACACGCUAGCCGUUAUCAUGGUGCCUCAGACGUUGGACUUGGGUCAGGGUUCAGAACAUUGGAAUAUCAUGAAAGAAGCGUACGACACCGUACGGGUCGCCUUUUGGGAAGGGCAUCCCAUGGCUAAGAAACUCAAGCAUCGGUUGGAGCUGUUUGCGGCCAUGGAGGACGGCAAUGGGGAGGCGAGCUCGGAGGCAACUCAACUAUCGCAGGAGAUUAAAGACAGGGUCUUCGCUGCCGGCACCCCGAAGUCGAAGAAGGAAUGGAUGGAAAAAGCGUCCGUCGCGUAUGGGGAAAUUUUGAGUGAGAGAUAUCGGACCCGGGAGAAGCUAGCGAACCCGCGGCUCCGACAGCAACAGGACACGAAUUCGGGACUGCAAUUUCUCGGAAUCAGCGACCAAGCGGUACAAAAUACAUCGUCUAUAGGAGGCGAAGAAGGAGAAGACGCCGAGGCACAAAGGAAGCGAAAGGGGAAAGGCAAGGAAAUCACCCCACCGUCCCCCGUUUCCGAACCCGAUCAAAAUGUCAUGGAUGGAAGCGGCUCCAAACAGUUUACCGAUAUAACGAAAGAAUCAAUAGGUAGUGAACGGCAGCCAGACGUCAAAGGGAAAGGGAAGGCCGUGUGGGAGCCGACGGAAAUGAGUCAGACGGUGAACUGA